This is a messenger RNA of Fonsecaea nubica, 1524 nucleotides long. RefSeq lists its product as hypothetical. Gene Ontology annotation, biological process: secondary metabolite biosynthetic process. Bases 1 to 1524 code for a protein of 507 amino acids. NCBI's taxonomy places the organism in Eukaryota, Fungi, Ascomycota, Eurotiomycetes, Chaetothyriales, Herpotrichiellaceae. The record is from RefSeq and is a predicted model, not a curated record. Gene Ontology annotation, molecular function: FAD binding. The transcript has 2 exons.
AUGCCGUCCGCAACACUUAGCAACGGUUCACUCACUGACCCGGCAGCAUUCAAAGUCGCGGUCAUCGGUGGUGGCAUUGGAGGUCUGACAACAGCUCUGAGCAUCGCAUAUCACAACCCAGCUCUGCAAAACAUCACUGUCUAUGAGCAGGCUCCAGCGUACAAGGAGAUCGGCGCGGGCAUCGGUAUCGGUGUCAACGCCGCCCGGAUCUUGAAGAAAUUGGGUGUUUGGCAAGCAGCAAAUGCCAUCUCCGGCGAGCGCAAUGGCGUGCACCGAAGCUGUCGACGGUACGAUACCGGGGAGGAAAUCGUGGCGGUUGGUGCCAUGGAUGAGGAUGUCGACGGCGGCGUCAGGCAAUUGAGCGUGCACCGUGCAGAGAUUCUCGAUGUCUUGUACCAGGAAUUGAGGCGCAAUUACGACGGUCGCGUCUCGCUGAAGACGGACAUGAAGGCAACUAACGUCGAGGAGAACGGCGACCAAGUGACAAUUCACUUUGCGAAUGAGACAAAUCCGACCGAAACGGCGAACCUGGUCAUCGCCUGUGAUGGCAUUCACAGCACGAUUCGAUCUCAGUUCGCUCUCGACAAACCGCGAUACAGCGGCCGCAUCGCCUACCGAGGCCUGCUCCCGCUCAGCGCCAUCAGCGACAAGUGGCCUUACCCCAGCUACGCGGUGAGUUGGUUGGCGCCGGACAAGCACUUCCUGGUCUUCCCGAUCUCGCAAAACAAGACGCUCAAUGUCGUGGGCUUUGUGACCAAGCCGGAGAGUGAGCUGGGCGACUUGAAGGAGAGUUGGACCAGCAGUGCGCCCCGCGAGGAGCUCGAACGCGAGUAUGCGGGCUGGGAACCAACGGUCGGGGCGGUAAUUCGCGAGAUGGAGGCCCGUCCUGGAAAGUGGCGGCUCAAUGACCGUGAGCUGCUUGAGCAGUGGACAUAUCUCAACGGCAAGGUCGUGUUGGCAGGGGACGCGGCCCACGCCAUGUUGCCACAUCAAGGUGAAUACUUCCCCCUUCGAACUGUGUGCCAACUGCCCAUCGUUUCAAGCUUCAUCUCGCUAACUCGUGGUAAACACACAGGCUCUGGCGCCGGCCACGCCAUCGAAGACGCCUACAUUCUAGGCCUCGUUGUCAGGGACUAUUUCUCCAACCCUGCGCCAGGCGUAGCCGCAUACACCGCCCUCUAUCAAGCGGUCCGGCGGCCCCGCGCUCAGAAGGCCCAGAUCACCAGCCGCCAGGCGGGUGACGUGUACGAGAUGCAAGGCAAGGAGUUUGAAGGUAUCUCGUCGUACGAAGAUUGUCUGCCAAUCGUGUGCGAGAAGCUCUCUGGUCGGAUGAAGUGGGUUUGGGGCCACGAUCUCGAGGCCGACUAUCAGAAGGCCCGUGAAGAGGCGGGUUUGGCCGCCCAGACUCAGUCGAAAGCACCGCCCAAGACGAAUGGAACGGUCAACGGAGUCGUCAAUGGGACAACGAGCGGCAAGGUUGGCGCGACUCAACCUGGAAUCAAUGUCCAGGAAGUCGAGGCGUGA